AUGGAUCCUAAGAUUUGGUUUCUAUUGUUGAGUAUAUUAGCGAUUAAUAAAUUAAUCGAAACAAAUGGAAGUUUAGACCAUAAAUCCAAUUCAACCCAUAAAUUGUCAAAACGAGGUCUCAAAUCAAAUGAUAUAUUAGUUGGCAAACCAUCGCCUCAAUGGUGGAAGUCUUGGUGGAGAGAUUACAUCUCAGAAGUGACGGACCCAACAGUUAGACCAUAUCUGUUGACUGGAAGUAAUGCACAUCAGAUCCUAAGCUUAAACAAUGAGGUGCAGACACAUAUAGAUGAUGAAGAAGAAGAAGAAAGUGAAUUAAUUCCACCCCAGAGACCACAGAUCAGAACAACUGUUAGUCCUAUUAAGCCAUCGAUUGUCGAGAAACCCUCGCCGCGACCUUUAAGACCAACAGUAGGGCCGCGACAACCAGUUUUCAGACCUGAAUCUACAACAACUACUACAAUCUCAACAGAUGAAGAUGAGAUUAUCGACACAACUGAAGAGUUUAUACAAACUCCUACUACAAGAAAACCCCAAACACUUCCAUUAAGAACUACUAGACCACCAUUUUUUCGUCCACAACCGACAACAACUGAUGCAACAGUUACUCCAACUGACGAGAAAACCGAUUUUGAAGAGACUGAAGAACCUAUUGAAAUCAGUUUCAAACCGGGAAGACCUACUGCUACUCCAGCAAAAAUGAUGACAAGAUUUCCAAUUCAAACUCGACCUUUUUAUACGACAUCCCCGACGGUUGCAGAUGAAGAAGUCGAUUCAGAAACUCCUAUUCAACCACCCCUUAGAGUCCCAUCUCCUCCCCCAUCAUUCCGACCGUUUCAGCCACAGUUUAGACCAACAUCUCUGCCACCAAUCAAAGGCAGGCAACCUAUACCUACAAUAAGACCUCGACCUACAUUUGCCCCUCCGGUUAAAGGUCAGCCACCCCCGCGUCCUCGACCAGUAACUAUUUCACCGCCAGAAAUAGAGGAGCAAACACCUGCACCGACAAUAUCUCCAGCAAUUAAAAUACCACCAAAACCGACCAUAAGACCAGUUUCAAGAACGACAGCGCAGCCACCAGUCAAAGGUCAGCCGCCAACUCAACGGCCAAUACCUACACUUUCGCCGGAGGAAGAAGAAGAGGUAACAAAAUUUACAGUUAAACCUCGAGUUACGACACCACCCCCUGUGAAGUUGCCGCCAACAUUUAGACCAAAACCUGUAAUACCUCCAACUCGUCCUCCCAUUAAAGGUCGCCCUCCUAUUCCACCCCGAACUCCAGCACCAAUUUUUAUUCCUCGAACGUCUACAGUUCCACCAAUCAAACGGCCACUUCCAACAAGACCUAUAAUUAGACCCAGACCUACACAACCACCAGAAAUAGAGCAAGAAAUGUUAGAAACAACACCCAGAACUCGUCCCCGUCCAGUACCGACUUCUCCACCUAUUAAAGCACAGCCAACAAUCAGACCCCGAACAACACCGCAACCGACGUUUGCGCCACCAGUUAAAGGUCCGAUACCAACGCCACGUCGUCCAGCACCUCAGCCGAGACCUACUUUAGCGCCUCCAGUGAAAGCACCGCCAACAACGACAAGAGCUCCCAUAACUUUCCGGACAACAACUCUUUCUCAAAUUGAAGAAGAAGAAACCGAAUUACCGCCAAUUAAAGGUCCUCCGGCGCCACCAAAACCAACUUUUCGACCAACACUUGCGCCUCCCAUUAAAGGACAGCCACCUGUGAUUAAACCUAGACCUACACUUCCUCCCAUAAAAGCACCGCCAACCAGAGCAACCAUACAAACGAGACCAACGCCUCCGCUACCAGAAAUUGAAGGUGAAGUUAUAACAGAACAACCAGUUCCUCCUAGUCCAAGACCACAAUUUCCUAUUAAAGAACAGCCUACAACUAGCCGACCAACGUUCCCUCCAAGUCGACCGCGACCAACAUUUGCGCCGCCAAUUAAAGGUGGAUUCCAACCAGUAGUAACCAGAGCACCAAAAAUAAUUCCCAGACCUACAAUAGCUCAAGAAAUUGAAGAUGACAUUCCUUCAGUCAGACCUAAAACUUCAUUACCGCCUAUAAAAGCACCGCCACAACCAACAUUUAGACCCAGAAGACCCCCCAUAAGGGAAGAGCCAAUACUACCAACACAGAGACCAAUCGAUGAAGAAGAAGAAGAGAAAACCGAAAGACCAAUACGUCCGCGACCUGUAGUACCGUCCGCUAGAGUACCAUCUCCUCCACCAUUUAGACCUCGACCUACAUUUGCUCCACCUAUUAAAGGUUCGCCACCAUCAGUAACAUUCCGUCCGCGUCCGUUCCCACCCGCCGGGGACUCACAGAUAUCAACAUCACAGACACCCAUCACUACUACUACUGAAUUAACCAACGAAAUAACAGAAUUAGAUUUUGCUAUUUCAAGCACUGAACCGCCAUUUGGUACCCGAACCACACGUCCUAAACCGAGACCUUUCGUACAACAACCUCGAGUGAGUCCAUCACCAACAACUCGUCCAGUGCCACCUAUUCAAAGAGUUCCAAUUAGGUCAUCUACUACUAAAACAACUACAGAAAGUCCCGAAACUACUCAAACUACUAGUGAUGUCGAGUCUACUACCAGUUUUACCGAAGAUGAGAUAACUGAAGAGCCAAUAAGACCGCGACCAACACCAGUUCGUCCACUAGUCCGUCCACCAGUACGUCCAUCAAUACCACCGGCACCAUCGCAAAGAGGUCUACUCAUUCCAAAACCACUGCCUUUGAUUCCUAAAGUUCCUGAACGCAAACCUGCUAUCAUUCUUCCACCUGUGCCUCGACUGCCAGUGCAGACAUUAAGACCAACUAAAAAACCUUUGAUUGGAAUUAAAACCGGACCAAAACCGGGAACUAAAGAUCGAACCUGA
Messenger RNA from Oppia nitens, 2904 nucleotides. RefSeq lists its product as uncharacterized. The transcript is spliced from 4 exons. Bases 1 to 2904 code for a protein of 967 amino acids. NCBI's taxonomy places the organism in Eukaryota, Metazoa, Arthropoda, Arachnida, Sarcoptiformes, Oppiidae. The record is from RefSeq and is a predicted model, not a curated record.